AUGAUGAGCCAGCCAGUCAGCCAUGAGUCUCAUCUUUGUCACGAAGGACAGUGUUAUGAUAACGAUAGAAUUAUUUUUUAUAAUAAAGGAGAUGUUAUGAAACCUGGGGUGAAAAAUAUUGAAUGCAUACAAAAAAAGUGUUUAGGUCAAUGUUACGAUAAAGAUGAAAAUGUUUUUUAUAAACCCGGUCAAGAAAUGAAAUGGAACGGUGAAGAAUGUGCGAGAAAAAUUUGCGCCGUGUCUUUUGGUACUGGACCAUCGUACAUAGAAAUACAAACGUGUGCGAAAAUAGACGUGUCACCAGAAUGUUACAUAAAAAUAAAUUCCAGUAAACCAUAUCCGGAAUGUUGCGGACAAAUUAUUUGUCCAAAUAAUUUAUCACACGAAUAUUAUGAUAACAACAACGAUGUUGAUAAUUGA
Molecule: messenger RNA, 420 nt
Organism: Pediculus humanus corporis (human body louse)
Lineage: Eukaryota; Metazoa; Arthropoda; Insecta; Psocodea; Pediculidae
Exons: 4
Coding region: 1-420 (139 amino acids)
Source: RefSeq, a predicted model, not a curated record